This is a messenger RNA of Desarmillaria tabescens, 1445 nucleotides long. RefSeq lists its product as uncharacterized. The transcript has 3 exons. The coding region runs from base 170 to 1198 and encodes 342 amino acids. Lineage: Eukaryota; Fungi; Basidiomycota; Agaricomycetes; Agaricales; Physalacriaceae. The record is from RefSeq and is a predicted model, not a curated record.
GGAAGGAACUCAGGGGGUGAGCAAUCCGCUCGAGGACCGUGAGAAAAUAUUGCAGGUAUGACUUAACUCUUCAAUUCGCCACCCGCGGAACGGCCUGCUGAACUUGAAACUCGUACAGAGGACGACUGACAAACGGUACACUUAGAUUGGACUAGAAACUGUCACCACGAUGCCUUCAGACUUGUUGCGGAUUUCCUUCAUAGGGACAGGGAAACAAAGCACCUUCCGUCGCAUCACAUUUCACAGAAACGAUCUAGACUUUCACGCAACGGAACUCCCCACAUUUGUUGAAAAUCCGGAUUUUUCUCUAGGGACGUUCGUUUCCUCUACGCCUUACACUGGAAAUGGCUUACCCCUGUCACAUCUCUCGAAGGAUUUCCUUGGUUGGAACUCUCCACGUUAUUGGGAAGAUCCAUUCUGCGACAGUGCACUUUUCGCUCACAUAGCACUUGUCCGAGAAGAACACCCUACUAUUCACUUUGCAAUCAAGGUGGUACUUCAUGUCGACGACGAUCCCCGGUCUCGAGGUUACAAUGUACACGAAGCUCUUAGGCGCGAGGCAGUCUUCUAUGCACAUCGAUUGCCCACUCUCCAGGGUGACGCGGACCCCAGGCAUUACGAAGUCUGGGAGGCUAAUACUUCGUGGGCUGGGCACGUCGUGAUCUCUGUGAUGGAGUUUGCGGGGUGGUCAUGGUCUGGGCAAAUCAGAGGAACAAAACACGACACGCCGGAGACAAGAAUGAAGAUUGCCCGCACGCUACAGAAAAUUCAUGAUGCUGGGGCAGAUCAUAAUCAGAUAGGGCCAGGAUACGAACACCAUCUGCUAUAUGACUGGCGAUGCGGCAAGGCUCGUAUCGUUGAUUUCACUGAAGGUCACAACCAUACCUGUGCACGUCAAGUUCCUCUGAAACCAUACAAAGCGCAGUUUCGCUAUGGCCCGCUUCUAUGCCCAGAACUCACCACCCUCGGUCUUGUGUUAGAAUUUGGUGGUCCCAAUACUUUUUUAACAGAAGACCCUGAAGUACUUGAUGCUAUAGCGUUCCUCAAGACGUAUCUCGAAGAGUAUCCAGGCGUUUCACGUCAAGAAGCUCUAGACGAGCAAGAGAAGUACCUCAAGGAUGAAUGGCAUCUCGUAGGGCCCCAAGUCCGGCGUACUCAAUCUGGGAGAUGCAUGGAUUACGAAGACUUUUUCAAAUAAGUGGAAGGAAACGCGUAGUAAAGAGGUCAAUCGCGUUUUGACCACACGCAUCCUAAAAGGCACGUACUAGCUUAGUGAAGAAGUUAUUCGGGUACUUGGCUGUGGGUAUGAAAAGCAAGAUAUCUCUUUGAACCGGUAUAAUGUGCGGGAUUCGAUACAAUCGGAGUGUCGUUAGGCUAUAAAGAUCUCGAAGAAGGAUACUAGUAGAUACGCGCAAGCCAUGCACAGACAAAUGAUCAAAUGUCUU